This is a messenger RNA of Talaromyces proteolyticus, 3640 nucleotides long. RefSeq names its product SNF2 family N-terminal domain-containing protein. Bases 81 to 3467 code for a protein of 1128 amino acids. Gene Ontology annotation, cellular component: Swr1 complex. The transcript has a single exon. The record is from RefSeq and is a predicted model, not a curated record. NCBI's taxonomy places the organism in Eukaryota, Fungi, Ascomycota, Eurotiomycetes, Eurotiales, Trichocomaceae. Gene Ontology annotation, molecular function: ATP hydrolysis activity; ATP-dependent chromatin remodeler activity; ATP binding.
AUGAAGAAGAAGAAGAAGAAGAAGACGAUAAUGAGGAGGACGAAAACGAUUCGUUGAUUUCAGAUGAUGACGAAAGCAAUAUGUCUAGCAGUGAAAGUGAAAGUGAAAGCGAAGGUCCUGCUGAUGACGACGAGGCAUUGACUGCUGAAGAAUUGCGAUUGAAGUAUGCUAAUCUCCCUGGCGCCUUGUCACAAAGAAAUGCCAGCUCCGACUCUUCUCUAGUCUCUUCAACCCGUAAUACGCCGUUACCUGACGAUGAGUUCACUGAAGACGGUGCUGGCUCAGAGAGAACUGGGAACCUUGAGGAUGUCGACCCUCUUCUCCUUGACGACAGUGAUGAGUCUACCGAUAUGGACGAUGAUAUGGGUGAUAGUGAUGCCGAUGCUGACGAAGAGGAAGAGGAAGACGAUGAGAGCGAUGAUAGUGAUGUUUCUGAGGAUGGCCCUGGGUUGUUGGGAUUUUUCUCCUCGAAAGACACAGUUUAUAGCGGCAAUACGAACGAUGCUGAGGAAGUCGAAGCUGAAGAAGCUGAAGACCAAGAUGAAGUAUCUCUCGUUCCGACAGGUCUGCCUAAGCACGACGAUGAAACUGAAUUCUUGAAUCCUAAAGUGGACUCUACAAAAUCGGAAGAGGGUGUCGUUCCAGAAUUAGGCGCUGUUGCUGAGCCUGGAAUACUGAAUGAUGAAAGUCUACCAGAACAGAUGGAUGUUGAUCAACCAAACUUGCCAGUUCAAGAUGAAGAUACUCGUGAGUCGCGGCAUAGCAGGGAUGGUUCCAGUGAAGCUUCUCCGGGUACCGUUGCCACCAAGCCAUCGGAACCAGAAUCAAUCUCGUCUUACGAGAAUCAAUUCGAGAAACCAGCGGAUAUAACAGAAUCGCCUAUGACGGCUGGAUUGAAGACUCCUAUCCCUCACCUUCUAAGGGGAACUUUGCGUGAAUACCAGCACUAUGGACUUGACUGGCUAGCAGGACUCUACAAUAAUCAUAUCAACGGCAUCUUAGCCGACGAAAUGGGUCUUGGCAAAACUAUUCAGACGAUUGCCCUUCUUGCACAUCUAGCUGUUGAACAUGAAGUUUGGGGCCCUCACCUGGUAGUUGUACCUACCAGUGUUAUCCUCAACUGGGAGAUGGAAUUCAAAAAGUGGUGCCCCGGGUUCAAAAUCAUGACUUACUAUGGAAACCAGGAAGAAAGAAAGCAGAAAAGACGAGGCUGGACGGACGACAGUAGCUGGGAUGUUUUGAUCACCUCUUAUCAAUUGGUCUUGCAGGAUCAACAGGUGCUCAAACGAAGAAAUUGGCACUACAUGGUUCUCGACGAAGCUCACAAUAUCAAAAACUUCCGAUCCCAAAGAUGGCAGGCGUUGCUCACAUUCAAGACUCGGGCUCGUCUUCUGCUUACUGGUACACCGCUGCAGAAUAACCUGACCGAGCUUUGGUCUCUCCUGUUCUUCUUGAUGCCCUCAGAUGAAGAUGGAGCUGGUGUUGAAGGAUUUGCUGAUCUCAGAAACUUUUCAGAGUGGUUCCGGCGGCCAGUCGAACAAAUUUUGGAGCAUGGUAGAGAGACGAUGGAUGAUGAGGCGAAACAGAUAGUGACAAAACUGCAUACCGUCCUCCGCCCAUACCUGCUUCGGCGACUCAAGGCCGAUGUCGAGAAACAGAUGCCUGCCAAAUAUGAGCAUGUGAUAAAUUGCCGCUUGUCAAAACGUCAGCGCUAUCUUUAUGAUGGCUUCAUGUCUAGGGCUCAAACAAAGGAGACCUUGGCGUCUGGCAAUUAUCUUUCCAUUAUCAACUGUCUCAUGCAACUUCGAAAAGUCUGCAAUCAUCCUGAUCUCUUUGAAACGCGGCAAAUAUCGACUUCAUUUGUGAUGUCAAAAUCGCUGGCGACAGAUUAUGAGAUUAAGAAUCUGCUCGUACGACGCCGGCUUUUAUACCAGCACCCGUUCGAUAAUCUUGAUUUGGAUUUCCUCAAUUUAGCGCCUGUGUUCCGAGAAACCCUAUCGAAGAGGCUAGUACAAGAUACUAGCCGCAUAAUGGCGUUUGAACCUUUGAAGACAUUACGUGAACGUCAAUACAGACGGACCAACUGGCAGAUGGGAUUCGAUGGCUCUUCAGUGCGGUCUACGCUGGACUCGAUGGAAAAUCUUACACGCAAGAGGAGGAUGAAUGAGCUGGAAAGCACGCUCUACUUUGAGUCGAAUCGACACGGAAGACGCCCGGUUUGGGGAAAGAGUUUGAUUGAAUUUCUCACAAUCGAACGACCAUACAAUGGAUUUUCCACACGGGGAACUCUUCAAGUGUCUAAACUUGAGCGGCUGUCCAACCAGUCAGCAGUUCUAGCCUCUAUGAUCAACUGUAUCGAAGACCGUGCACUUUCCAUGGAAGGCUACAUUCAGAGGUUUGCUUGUGUGACUCCGGCAGCUAUUGCAGCAGGUACUACGGAAGCAGCCAUCACACCUCUGGAAACACGCUACUUUGACAAAGACUUAAGGCUUUACAAAUACGAUCCGUUCCACGAAGCGCAAAUGCGGCUGUCUAUCGCCUUUCCAGACAAACGGUUGUUGCAAUACGACUGUGGCAAGCUUCAGCAGUUAGACAAGCUGCUACGUAAACUCCAGGCAGGUGGUCACCGCGCCCUGAUCUUUACGCAGAUGACCAAAAUGCUGGAUAUCUUAGAACAGUUCCUGAAUAUCCAUGGACAUCGCUACCUCCGUCUUGACGGCACUACGAAAGUCGAGCAACGUCAGAUGCUGACCGAUCGCUUCAACAAUGACAAUCGUAUACUUGCAUUUAUUUUGUCUACUCGGUCUGGUGGGUUAGGUAUCAAUCUUACUGGCGCGGAUUGUGUCAUCUUCUACGAUCUGGACUGGAACCCGGCCAUGGACAAGCAAUGCCAGGACCGAUGUCACCGUAUCGGGCAGACCAGAGAUGUGCACAUCUACCGUUUGGUGUCAGAGUACACAAUCGAGUCCAACAUCCUCCGCAAAGCCAAUCAGAAGCGGAUGUUAGACGAUGUAGUCAUCCAAGAAGGUGGAUUUACUACAGACUACUUCACCAAAGUCGCCACAUCGGACAUGGUCGAUGCACCAGACGAGCAGGACGAAGCAAGCAAGGCCAUGGACCGGGUUCUCGACAACCGGGGCGGGACUACACGCGUGUUCGAGCAGGCAGAGGACAAGGAAGAUAUUGUCGCGGCGAAGAACGCGCAGAAGGAGAUGGAACAUGCAGACGACGGCGACUUUGAGGAGCGCACUCCCGCGCAGCUAGGCACAGCAACGCAGGACGGCACACCGGGACCCAGCGUGGCGACCGAUACGAUAACCGAAGACACUGAGCCGAACCACAUCGACGACUAUCUGCUGCGUUUCAUGGAAUGGAAUCUUCAAAACGAGCCCCUGAUUCUGCCCACCGACAAGACAAAGAAAAAGUCAAAACGAGGGAAGGAGCACCGAAUCAAGAGGCGUCGCUAGAUCCUAAUUUUGUACUGAUAUUCUGGUUAUUUGCACGACUACAUUUCAUGGCGUUGAUGUUUUAAUUUCGCGUAUGGACGGAUACUUGGGUUGUCCCUUUUUUUUCAAAUUUUGUUCUGUUUUACUACACUUCUCUCGUGUCUAAUUAAUACAUUAAAUAAUCUUCACCAUCA